AUGGUUUCUUCUCGUAGUGCUCUAAAAUAAACGUUCAACUUCAGGCCGUUAAUUUAUGUUGUUCAAUUUCACAGUUCGAAGAUUUUCCCGCCAGGUAUUUCGAAUGGCGCAGCGAUUCGCCUAUUCCUUCAUUUAAGAGCCCGCGCGCGCGAACUCUGUGUAAGUGGGAGAGAGAGAGAGAGAGACAGAGAGAGAGAGAGACAGAGAGACUGAGGGAGGGCGAAUGGGGAAAAGAUCUGCGAUUCCUAAUCCUCCAGAAGUCGAAAGCCUCGAUCAGAAAGAGCUCGAUGCAAUCGAAGCUGCGUUCGGGGUCCAAGAGAGUUGCUCCUCUAGAAAGAGGAAGACGGUCUCCGGCAACGAGGGUGGCACCGAUCGCCGGCGUUUACCUGAUUGGAGCGCGAUCUCGUCUCUUAGAAGUCGUCGGAUCGUGCCCGAUUCUGGUCUCAGCUCGCCAGGAGGUCCCUCUGUGGGUGGGGAGCAGGGAAGAAGGACCACGAGAUCGAUGGCUGCGGAUUCUAGCCCUAGAAACGAGACGUGGCAGAUGGUUCCUUCUUCUUGCCGUGCGCCUACAAAGAUGAAGUAUCCUAGCAUGAGUUUUUCUGGCCGUAUCGUGUAUAGCAGAACGGUUAUCGAUGCAGAAAAUGCUGCAAAAGAACUUUCCGACAUAAUUAGUGCAAAGAGGCAGGGCGCGCCUGAAAUAUCCAUGGGAUUAGACAUUGAGUGGAGACCAACAUUCAGGAGAGGGGCUACACAAAGAAGAGCAGCUGUUCUACAAAUAUGUGUGGAUACUGCCCAGUGUUUUGUGAUGCAUGUGAUCCAUUCUGGAAUUCCUGCUAUUUUACAAUCUCUAUUGGAGGAUGAAACAAUACCAAAGGUUGGCGUUGCCAUAGCAAAUGAUGCAUCAAAGAUUCUAAAUGAUUAUGGUGUUCGAGUUAAAGGUUUAGAAGAUCUGUCUGGUCUUGCAAACCGCAAGUUUGGUGGAGCUCCCAGAAAAUGGAGUCUUGGAUCUCUAGUUGAAGUGCUUAUAUGCAAAGAGUUGGACAAGCCUAAAAAAAUCAGACUGGGAAAUUGGGAAGCUGACGUUUUAUCAAAGGAUCAGCUCCACUAUGCUGCUACUGAUGCUUAUGCUUCUUGGUACCUACAUCAGGUACUGCAUUGCUUUCCAGAUGCAUCUGAGGCUUCCAAUACUGACUGAAGGGGACAUGGUAAAUUUUUAUAACGAUCAACUGCAAUAUAUAAUCUUGAAAUUGUGCAGUUGAUUGCCAACAAGAGCUCCGUACACUGGGCUAGACCGGUAGAGGUUGAACUUUGUGUCUUCAAGUUGAAGCAGUAAGAAGUUCGACGCUUGGGGUAUUUUUAUUGGGGGUGGGGGGUUUCUGUCUAACCCCAACCUGCCUUAAGCAAUUCACUGCUUGUGAUUAAUGUUGUUAAUGUCCCUUUUCGUUCAAUCGAAAUGGCAAGCAUAUUUCUGUUCCA
Nymphaea colorata (pocket water lily) is the source of this 1476-nucleotide messenger RNA. Its product is annotated as 3'-5' exonuclease-like. The transcript has 6 exons. Gene Ontology annotation, molecular function: nucleic acid binding; 3'-5' exonuclease activity. Gene Ontology annotation, biological process: nucleobase-containing compound metabolic process. Lineage: Eukaryota; Viridiplantae; Streptophyta; Magnoliopsida; Nymphaeales; Nymphaeaceae. The record is from RefSeq and is a predicted model, not a curated record. Bases 224 to 1195 code for a protein of 323 amino acids.